UGAACCCCGUGAGAUGAAGUUGCGCCCGCAGAAUGGCUUUUGUAUCAACAAAGUUGCACCAAAAGUGCGUAAAGUUUUACUGUGGUUCCAUCUUUGCCACAUUAACAACGGUUUGUUCAUCGAAUUGAACAAGGCAACCAUUAAUAUGCUACGGAUUGCCGAACCCUAUAUUACAUGGGGCUAUCCAAAUCGUAUACCAGUUCGUGAAUUGAUCUACAAACGUGGAAUUGUCAAGCGUAACCAUCAACGUGUCCCAAACUCUGACAACUUUGUGAUCGAACGCAAAUUGCACAAAGCGCACGAUAUUCAGUGCGUUGAUUAUUUGGCGCACGAAAUAUUCACUGUUGGAUCCCACUUCAAGAAAGCCCCGAACUUACUGUGGCCACUACGUUGAGGUUGGUGAUUUCGGUAACCGUGAAGAUAAUAUCAACAAACUGCUGCGCAAGAUGGUUUAAAGAAAUUUUCUGGUGUACAAGAGCCGUUAUUAAAUAAAGACACAACUGCGUCGGGCGUUGGUCCUGACGUAUAUAGAAUUAAUGCAUUAGAGAGAGAUAAUUAUACAA
Molecule: messenger RNA, 563 nt
Organism: Rhagoletis zephyria (snowberry fruit fly)
Lineage: Eukaryota; Metazoa; Arthropoda; Insecta; Diptera; Tephritidae
Product: 60S ribosomal protein L7-like
Biological process (GO): maturation of LSU-rRNA from tricistronic rRNA transcript (SSU-rRNA, 5.8S rRNA, LSU-rRNA)
Cellular component (GO): cytosolic large ribosomal subunit
Molecular function (GO): structural constituent of ribosome; RNA binding
Source: RefSeq, a predicted model, not a curated record